AUGCACGACCACGACCCAGAACCUACCAUUGACGAGAUUGCGACCGAAAAAGACAACUGGGACGACGACUAUGAAUUCCACGGCGGCACGAAGAAGACCGAGAUCAAUCCACAUGACGGACACCACGAGCAAAACAAUAACAGACAUUUCCCCGCCCAGUUAACAGAGGGAGCGGAGGAGAACUGGGACGACGACUUCGCGGCUGACGAAGACGAAGUAGAGGGCGAAUCCGCCCCUAUCCCUCCAACCACACUGUACCUUGCCCCCACCCCAAUAACAACGCCGGACUCCCUUAUCCACCCCUCCCGCCCGCAAAACCAUCAACCCCGCGACCGCGAUCGCACCCCACGCGCCAGCGAGAUCCGUUUUCGGCGAUCUGGGUCUACCAUUCUUGCCCGUCAUGCGCAACAACAAACACCGCCUACUUGGAGUGAAUCCAGCGAAGACGAGCCCAACUUUCCCCCUCAGGAGACGACACCAACGACGGCAGUUGCUCGCACAUACGCAUCCCCAGUUCCCGCCCAACCUGUCCCUUCCCCAUUCGUGACUGCGAAACAACCCACCGCGUUUUCACUCCCGACAACGACUCCUUCUCACUCAACCGCCGAACCCAGCAGCGAAAGCGAAGAGGCUGAAGACUGGGAUGCCGACCUCGAGCGCGAGGAGGGGCAGCGCCAACGCCGGGCCCUAUCCAGUCCAGGCCCCCACAUCCGAUUCCCGGCAGCAAGCUCUUCGCAAGUUGCGCUGCCUACACCGGGCUCGAGCGGGCUGCUGUCCCGCAUCAGCGAUGUUUUUGGAGGGAGCCCUGGCGGAAUCAGGCGCAGGAAGAGUAACAGCGUGAGCUUUGUCGACGUUGCCUACGCCGUUCCCCGCCCGCGCUCGCGAUUAAGCCACCAACCAACCGGCUCCGAGUCCUCUUUUACUUCCCGUCAUUCGUAUGCGGCGCCGGCGACUGCAACUGCGACACCGCCCCUGGCGAAGGUCGUUGUGAAGAAGACCAGCUUGCGCUUCUUGGGCCUUGUCCCGCGCAAACGCUCCAACGACAACGAGACCACUCCGACUUCGAAAGCGGUCGCGAAACCGAAGGCCACGCCCAGCCCCAGCCCGCGGAGCAAAGGCUAUGGUAUCUUGGGUGUGGGCCGGCCAUCUGGUGCCGGGGCCAGCGUCGACUCGUUUGGGAAAGAGAACGGUAAGAAGAAGACCGCGUUAGGGCGGAAACUGAGCUUGAAGCACCGAAGAGCGGCGAGUGGCGCUGUUGUCAUCGAGCCGGAACCCGCCGCCGUUUCCUCCACCCCACCGUUGGCUGCUAUUUCACCGGCGACUUCGACACCUUCGUUGGUGCUACCGACUAGUUCGACACCGGUACCGGUCAUGUCGACGCAGACCAAGUCGCUCGGGCGGUCUUCUGCGCUUAUCGGCGGUGGCCCGAGCCCCACCGGAUCCAGACGAAGCUCUCUCCCCAUUGGGCUGAAGAUACCGGUGCGGAUUACCCAAGCGCAGGAGGGGCUGAAGCGCGAUUUGGGGAUGGUGCGGGAGUUUGCGAAUGUUGUCGAAGAAUUGCAAGUCCUGCAGACAACAUAUGCCACGCUUAUCGACAGCGUAUCUGACAGCGUUAAGAUCUCGCCAGACGAAGCAGAAGCUGACGACCGAUCUCAUCGAUAUAGUCGGCUCUCCAACUUCCCCCUUCUACCUCGGCGACGGUCCAGAUCGAGGUCCACCACCAGUACCCGGCCCCCAAUUCCUGCAGCGGUACGGCAACGCCGCGCGUUAGAGGGCAUUCGGGAGCAGUACCGCGUUGUGUGGGAGUGUGCGACGCUACUCGUUGAGCUGGGCGGAAGUGGGGCUAAUGAGGAAGAAGACGACAAGGACAACACGAAAUCAAGGAAUGGGAGCGACCUGAGCCAGCGGCAGUUGGUUCUGUUGAGGGAGAUGAUGCGGAGCCCGAGUGACGGGGAGCCGAAGCAGCCGGCGCAGGCGGGUGUUUGGAAGAGGGAGGCGAUGGGCAGCAGGGUGACCUUUGCGUCGCUUGAGGUGUCGGAGUCGGGGGAGAGUGGGUCGGAGCCAGAUGAGAAGAAGGGCGGGAGGCUGCGCAUGAGUAGGAUUCGGGCGAUGCUCAAGGGACUGCGGAAGAAAACCAUCCCCCUGGAAGAGGAAUACGAGCAUGUUGUGGCGCCGAACUUGGCACAAACGAGCUCUCUCAAGGCGACAUCACCCACCCGCCGGCCUUCAUUGGCCUCCAUCUUCCGCUUCGGGCGAGCGCAGUCCCGCUCUCGUUCGCGGUCCCGGUCCCGGUCGCCAUCUGCUCGGCGUGUAACCCCUGCCCCCGCGACUGCCAACAGGUCAACGACCUCGCUUCUUCUUCCGCGUGGCGAGCGCGCUGGGUCCCGUACACGGCUGUCUUUCGUCGAGGAGGGCGUGGCUGGUGAUGAUGAGCUACCAAGCGUGGCGAUGACGAUGACGCCGGAGAAUAUCCGGCCGCUGCUGGAGAGUGCGCGGGAGGUGCGGGUCCGGGCGGGGGAGUGUCUCGCUGUGUUGACGGCGCUUGCGGGGGAAGUGUAG
Molecule: messenger RNA, 2559 nt
Organism: Mycena indigotica
Lineage: Eukaryota; Fungi; Basidiomycota; Agaricomycetes; Agaricales; Mycenaceae
Exons: 4
Coding region: 1-2559 (852 amino acids)
Source: RefSeq, a predicted model, not a curated record